AUGCCAGCUAACUCGUCUGUCAACUACUACGUUGUGCUGGGCGUGGCUCGUGAUGCAUCCAAACAGGAAAUCAAUGCCGCUUUUAAAAAGCUUGCACUGAAGCUUCACCCUGACAAAUGUGGUAAUAAUGAGGAAUUAAUUGAGCAGUUUCGCAAUGCUUCAGAGGCAGUAGAUGUGCUCCGUGACGAAGGCCGCCGUCGAAAGCAUGACGAGCUUCUGGAUAGACCAUUUGGAAACGACCCACGUCUUCAGAAACUUUACGACUUAUUCGGAGCCAGGCCGAGCCGUAGGUGGCCUACUCCCCAGGAUAAUGAGUACUGGACAUGCCGUCGAAAUGAGACCAACCGGACUGGAAAACCUCGCGAGAAGCAAGGUGGAAUGAGCUAUGAUCUAGAGUCGAACUACGCUCAUCAUGCUUCGGACAUCCUGAAGCCAGCAUUCUCCAAGCGACCUAUCGUGCCUCUGCGGUUCAAAGAGUCAAACUUUGAGGUGCCGGAUAUUGUGGUUCCAAAGAUCGAAGUGACAAAUGUCGAGCCUCCAGAUGCUGAACCUCCAUUGCAGCCUGCCGACAUAGACCGGUGGGCCGGCGAAUGUGCUGGAACCAAUCCCGAGGCGCAGAAAGAAGUCUUUGAGAGAUGUAUGAUGGGAAUGGAAGCUCGUGUUGUGGGCGAUGAAGCAGCAGAGAUGGAGAAUGAGGAAUAUGGCCUGAAAGAUGCCUUGUCGACCGGGCUCGAGGGGUUUGACCACGGUGAUCCAGUCUCCGAUAUCGACGAGGUUAAGAAGCACAAAAGCGAUGCGGCCUUUCCCCAUGGCUCUGACUGCAAGUGUCACAUUCACUCCUGUUCUUCGCCUACAUACGAUGACAACUUCGUGGACGGAGAAGUCCGCCUGUCCGAUAAAUGCCAUGUUCCCUCCUGGUCUACCCCCUCAUACGAUGGAAUUUCUGAGGAUGGAGGGCUGCACCUGUCUGAUGACAAGAUCCGGUCUUCUAAUGACGACACAAUUUAUUCUAAAUUCACCGAGUCUCCGCAGUCUGCUCAACAAGAUGACUCGGCCAGCCUGACGGACGAGGACUCUGAUGACGGAGUUCUACUGCCCCAUGAACGCUCUGGUGUCUACAAUACAAUUCACCCUUUCAUUCCAUUCUUCCAGGCCAAAUUGAAGGAUCCAAGCGGUUCCUAUACAUUUGAUGAUCUCCACAAAGAGAUCAAGGGUCUUGUCUUGGAGGCCUAUGCUAGAUGGCUCGGGAAUCAGCGUUCCUCAUGCCCGAAAGAUACACCAACGACUACCCCGAACGAUACGGAGAAGUGCUACCACCUCGGUCUGUGGGUGAAGCAUCUUGAUCAUGCCGAGUGUAAGAUUUGCCGUCUCUGGAGACCCCUCUACGUCCUAACCUGCUCGGGCUGUGGUGCAAUGGCAUGUGUUGGGUGUAAAUUCCAGAAUGCUGCAUAG
Penicillium cinerascens is the source of this 1452-nucleotide messenger RNA. RefSeq lists its product as uncharacterized. NCBI's taxonomy places the organism in Eukaryota, Fungi, Ascomycota, Eurotiomycetes, Eurotiales, Aspergillaceae. The record is from RefSeq and is a predicted model, not a curated record. The transcript is spliced from 3 exons. The coding region runs from base 1 to 1452 and encodes 483 amino acids.